AAAAAAAUUUUAAACGCUAAUGGAUCGUUCAAAUCUCAAUUAUAAUCAAGUACAUCACGAUCAAUUACAAUACAGAAACCUUCCCGGGCCAACGGCCUUUCCCGGGCGACCACCAGUCAUUCCUGGACAGCCCGGACAGCCUGGGCAAUCUGGGCAACCCGGGCAACCUGGACAACAAUCUAGUUUUCCCGUACAAACAUACCAACAGCAACAAACAGUAUAUAAUCCUCAACACUCUCAACAAAUGCCUCAACAAAACACUCAACAAAUGUUAUUUUUACAACCACAACAGCCAACAGCAGCUGUUUACCCAGCACAAACUAUAUACCAGCCUCAACAACAGCCUCCAUAUAUUCUACAACCUACAGUUCCUCAGACUAGGACUGAGGAAAGACCCAACAAUUACGUUAAUUUGCAUCCAACUCUGAUCAAUACCAGUAAUGCUGCAAAUACCGCUCCUAAUCCAACAACUACGAUAGCCGGAGGCAUAAACAGACCAGCUGGGCGAAAGCAAUUUACAAAUGGUGUGAACGUUAAUGAACGACGAACAAAUGCUAAUUCUAGUAUAAUUAAUAAACCUCAUGUCGCUACCUCAUCAGCGUCAACUAAUCAAAGACAAAAAGUGGUACCAGCGGAGCCUGGCUCAUGGCAGAUUCCGCCUGCUGCACAACAACAACUUAGUGCGGUACAACAACGACAGAGCCAACAAAUUGAAACACUCGAGCUUCGUAUAGCUGAAAAUGUAUAUGAUACGGAAGCGUGGCUAUCUUUACUUGACGAAGUGAAAAAUAAAGGAGAUCAAAAUAAAAUUAGAGAGACGUUUAGAAAUUUUACAGACAAAUUCCCCACAGUGUCUCGUCAAUGGAUUGAAUACAUCAACUUCGAAUUGAGCCAAGAUGAUAAGAGUAAAGUUCAAGAAUUAUAUCCUAAUUCUUUUCGUUGUGCUGUUUCCGUUGAUCUAGCUAAGCAUUAUAUUGAAAAUGUGCGGAAUCAAGUUGAAACCAGUGAUCCACCAGAACCUGAUCCUAUUGGAAAUAUUAUAUCUAUAUAUAAAUAUGCACUAAAUCACGUUGGGUUGGAUAUAGAAUCAGGAGUUAUUUGGCAAGAUUAUUUAAAUUUUCUAAACAGCAUCGAACCCAUGGACAACAUACUAAAUGAAUUGCGAGACGCUUACAAACAAGCUUUGAAAAUUCCAUUGAAUAAUAUUGAAGAAAUAUGGAAGAGUUACAAAAAAAACGAAAAGAAAGUGAGCCUUCCUAAUCAACAACCCAUUAAAAAACAACAAUAUGACCGUAUUUCCACAGUUGUUAAAGAUUUACGUCGGUUCACUGACAAAAUCAAUAAGAAUAUAAUUCCGACUCCUUUAAAAUGGACAAAGUCAGAAACAGAACAAAAACAUUAUGUGGAAAAGUGGGUUGAAUGGGAAAAAUCCAAUCCUCUUCGACUUGAGUCGGUGGACCUUUCAAAAAGAAUCAUUUAUGCUUAUAAGAAAGCCAUGAUGUACAUGCGGUAUUACCCUAAGAUAUGGCAUGAUGCAGCUGAAUACUUGGUCUCGAUUAGAGACGAAGACUGGACCUCAAUUAAAAAUAAAAAAGUAGAAGCAAAGGCAUUAUUUGGGUCCUUGAUUGGAAAGGAAUUUAAAGAAACGAAAGAAGAAAUAGCAGUUAAUCUAUUGAAUACUGCAAUUGAAAUUAUUCCAGACAGUUUGAUGGUUAACUUGCGUUAUGCAGAAUUGAAAGAACAUCUUAACCAAAAUUCUUACCGACAUCGUGAUUCUAAUCCGGAUGCUUUUCAAGAAGCAUUUUGUGAAAAUUUUAAAACGUAUGAAUCUUUAUUAGCAAUUAUGGAUAAAAAAUACGAAAAGAUUGAGCAAGACAUGCAAGCAGAAGUUGAUGCUUUGAUAAAGAGACAUGAUGUUAAAGAAACAGAAAAUACUACCUAUGAAGAUGGUGAAACUCGAGAGCUAAAAAGGAAAAAACAAAUAGGUCUCAAAAAUGAACUUUUAGAGGUUGAAGAGCGUAAGAAACGUCAAUUAGAUAAAAUAGUUUCUGCUGGCGGUAUUAUUUGGAUAAAUCUGAUAUCUUUCGUAAGACGCGUAAAAGGUUUAGAGGAGGCUCGUAAAUUAUUUUAUGAAAAAGCGGUUUUAUCACGUCUUUGCACAUAUAAUGUGUAUGCAGAAUUCGCGUUAAUGAAUUCUAAAUUCGCUCGUAAAUAUAUAAAAAAUGCUCAUUCCACUUAUGGCGCUGGUCCUGAUAACGAUAAUUCCCCUGCCGGUGAUGAUAUGAAAAUUUUCAAAUUAGGAUUAGAUCGGAAAGAAUUAGCAGAAAAUCCCAACUAUAUAGCAGAAUAUUUGAAGUUUUUUAUAGAAAAAAAUGAUCAUAUCAACAUCCACUCGGUCUUUGAGAAAUAUAUCCAGCUAAUACCAUCUGAUCAGAGCAAAAUACUCUGGGAUAUUUAUUGCCCAUACGUUUAUAAGUACUGCACGCUAUUUAAAAUAAGAAAUAUUGAAGAGCGAAGAAGACAAAUUUAUCCGCAAGAAUCGUCAAUAAAAAGGUUUGCCGAUCGGUUUGGUUUGCCUGACACAAGUUUAUUAAAGAACGAAAUUGGCUCACAAUUUGAUCACGUCAUGGUUCCAGCGACAAAGACGCCAACGGUAUUAAGAAAUAAAAAAGAAACACGCGAGCCCGCUGCUCCUGAACGACUGGCUUUACUGAAAUCAGUGAGUCAAGAAACAUUUAUACGGCCGAAAAUGCAGUCAUCGUGGCUAUUAUAUGAUCAAACGGAGGCAGAAAAAGAACAGCCAACCGUUGGUUCGGUUUCGGGUGCGCCUCCAGAAAAAAUUGCAAGACAUCUCGCGACACUUACUCCAGUUUCCAAUUAUAAGGGGCCAAUUAUAAACCCGGCCGCGUUGAUGAAUGUAAUCGUUAAAAACAACAACAUUCUGGUCCCUUCGGUACGAGAUAGAAGCCCGGCCAGGACUGAAGGUCGAAGUCGUACUCGCCAAACCGAAACGUUUGGCAAACAAAGAGGUGGCGCACCCAAGAGGAGAAGACGAGAUUAUGAUGGUGAAGACGAUGAUUCCUCGGAUCGGGGUAGCGGCCCAGGAAUCAAUCGCCCACCGGAAUUCGACCUUUUCCGGGCCCGCCAGGCCAAACGAGCUCGUGGUCAAUGAUCAGUAUCAUUAGUCUUUUGCAAAAAAAAAGGAAGGAAAACCUUAUAACCCGCGUGCAGGGAAGAAGUUACCUUGUGCUCGUAACUGAACGAAAGCUGUUACUUCAAUGUCAGAUGACGACAAAAACCGAUCACACACUCCCUGGUAAAGAGCAAGCUAAUAUUUAAUUUAAAAAAAUAAAAUUUUAACCUUGGAAGUUUUAAUAUUGUGUGAUUAAUAUUGGUUUGUCACUUUGCAUGAAUUUUUUCCCCUUUAAACUAUAAAAAAAUAAAAUUAUUGAUUUGCAGAAAAUGGGAAUCUGGCGUGGCGUAAAAAUAUCAUUGUAAAAUUAUUUGA
This is a messenger RNA of Rhizophagus irregularis DAOM 181602=DAOM 197198, 3508 nucleotides long. RefSeq lists its product as uncharacterized. The record is from RefSeq and is a predicted model, not a curated record. Gene Ontology annotation, cellular component: nucleus. Gene Ontology annotation, molecular function: mRNA binding; protein binding. NCBI's taxonomy places the organism in Eukaryota, Fungi, Glomeromycota, Glomeromycetes, Glomerales, Glomeraceae. Gene Ontology annotation, biological process: mRNA 3'-end processing.